AUGGAGUCGUUAUGGUCUAGCUAUCAAGCAUUAAGCUGUAACUCGGAAGAUGGGUUCGUCUAUAACAGCAGCAAAUAUCAUCAGAAGUCAUCUACUGGUGAAAAGUCAGUUAUUAAUAAUGUAAGCAAAUUCUAUCCACCUACCCCGACCGACCAUAAAGAAAGGUCAGUAAAAACGAUCAUUGCUUUGGGCAAUGGUGUGUUUAAUACUAGUUCACAAGGCAACAGGUCGUCGCCCGCGUUGAAGAGGUAUUGUGGGCAACAGUUAGAAGUAGUAAUGGUUGAUGAAUACCUCACCAGCUAA
Messenger RNA from Cokeromyces recurvatus, 303 nucleotides. RefSeq lists its product as uncharacterized. The coding region runs from base 1 to 303 and encodes 100 amino acids. The transcript has 2 exons. NCBI's taxonomy places the organism in Eukaryota, Fungi, Mucoromycota, Mucoromycetes, Mucorales, Mucoraceae. The record is from RefSeq and is a predicted model, not a curated record.